Erpetoichthys calabaricus (reedfish) is the source of this 1912-nucleotide messenger RNA. RefSeq lists its product as uncharacterized. The record is from RefSeq and is a predicted model, not a curated record. NCBI's taxonomy places the organism in Eukaryota, Metazoa, Chordata, Cladistia, Polypteriformes, Polypteridae. The transcript has 2 exons. Bases 733 to 1659 code for a protein of 308 amino acids.
AAACUGGCCAUUUAUCUUUUCAUUUAUACAUUCAUAAAGAUGUCUAAUUUAACUUCAUUACUAAUUUAAAAUAAAGACACCUACAUUUAUUACCAAGUUGUGUGUAAGCAAAUAACAUUAUUGGAUUUGGGUACUUUUACCUGAUUUUCAACUCUGUAUAGUUAAGAGAGAGGCUUUUGAUAUUAUAUACUUUUUAAAUGGACAUGUAUUGACAAAUGUAACUGAUCGUUGUAAAUAUGCUAGUAUUGAAAAAGUUAACGGCUCAGUGUGAUUGUUCGAUUAUACUUUGAAACAGUUAUGCAUUUUAGCAAGGGAUGAAAUUUUUUAGUUUUGUUUAGUUGACUACUGAAAGCUAAUAUUAAAUAAUUCUAUGAUCAUUUGUCUGAUUAUACAGUAACGAUUAAGAAAAUCCACCAUAAAUAUGCAGGACGUUGAGGGCCAAACACCGUUUGCAAUAUAAUCUGACAACAAAGAAAAGUCUCUCCUGAACUGUGACUUAGGCUCAUUUUCUGGAUUGGGAUGUACUUUCUAAUGGAGGUAAAUGGGCACAUCUGGGUCUUACAACGUAAUUCUUCUGCAGUUUAGGUUUUUGGCUUAAAUGUAAAUAUUUAAUAUCACCAAGUCUACAAUUGCACAAGCAGGAAGUUUGGGAAGCAAUCCACAUUAUUAGGAAAAGGACUGCUAUAUUCUGUCAAAGAGACAUCACGGACGGAAGGGCUCAAAAAAUUGAAAAUGUGUCUGUCACCCCUUCAUUUGGCAAUAAUGCAGAUGAAUGGAUUGGAUGAGUGUAGUGACACAAGUUUGCUGAAAGCAUUUGAGGGAUUACAGCCUGAUUACGUCAUUACUCUUAAUCUUGUCGAGUUGAAGUUUGGUGCUGAAGGCCAUACUUUAGAUGGUGGCUUAAUCUAUAACCAGUCACAAUUGUGUGAAAAUGUCCCUUUUGGUGGCGGAGGUUGCAAACUGGUGGAUCAGUCGCAGGUUUUAACAACUGUUGACAAUGUUUCUGGCCUGCCUGAAAGCUGCACAGGCUUUCUAAAACAAAACCAAGAGAAAGAGAUGGAAAAUCAAAAUUCAAGGCAAGGAUUACACCAAGUCUGUUAUAAUUCAGAUCAAGAGAACGCUGUAAUGAAAUCACAAAACUUUAAAGAGGUAGAUCUUACUAAAACAGACUACAACAAUUCACAAAGCGGAACAUUUCCUUCUGUUUCGACUCCUUUUACCUUAUUGGAACUGAACCAGAACCCAAACCCUCGAAGCCCUCACCCUGUGUCUCCUGAUUCAGGGACUUGUCACAGUGACUCUUCUUCCUCAGUUGCAAAUAGUGUCAAGUCCACUGUUACAGCAUCUUCUUCCCAGCUAUCCUUAAAUCCAAGUCUUCCAAAACUAUUUAAGACAAAAGAUCACCGGGCUCCUGUGAACAAUGCAGACAUGUUUAGAGGGUUCAAAUCAAAAGGUCUUGCCAAAAGUAAAGAGGCUGUAAAGAAAAAAGUGCUUUUCCAAGGAAACCAAACAUCAGUUUUGUCAAGUCCAAUAGAUAAUGGGAAAGAUAUUUCACUUAAACCCUUAAAAAGUAAACUCCAUAAUGAUACUGACAGUCUUCGGUAUAAGCUUCUAAAGAAACUCAAAGCAAAAAAAACAAAAACUGAGGUCACUCGAUAGGCUGUUGAACAGCACUCAAACCGUGGACGAAGGGGAAAACAAAUUACAUGGACAAGCAAACUACAGUAAUCCAGAUGAACGGUUCAAUUCAAGCAAUUUGAUUCAACAAGUCACUUUCACUGAUGCAAAUUCUGUGUAUACAGAAGGUUCUUAUGCUGCAAUAGACAGUAACCUAAAUUAUGAUGAACUUUUUGCAGAUCUUCUUGCUGCAGACACCAGUGUUAGCUCCACAGGAUAUAUGCAGCCUCUGGAA